AUGGAGAAUGAUGAAGCUAAUGAUACAUGUGCAACAAAUAUGGCAAAUCUGUUGUGGUUUGGAUGUACAUCUAUGAAAGCCGAGAGUAUGUGCAUAUCUACAUUGGUAAUAAAGAUAAACAGGCAAGUAUCAUGUGAAGGUAUUUGGGAAUCCGAAGACAGCGAAAGUCAACAACAGAAUGGUGUUGGUGACUUUUCAACAGCUCAUUUUCUCCAACAGAACUCCAGACGUUUGUCACGUGAACCUGGUCAUGACAUUGCAACUAGUGCUCUUGCUGUGUUUCCUAAGCAAAAGAGGACAAAGCAACACGACGACUUGCGGUCAUGUGCAGUACACAGUGAUCACGAAUGCACAACAGUACACAGUGAAAUUGCUGUAGACCAAAACAGUGCUAGUAACAGCAAAGCAAACAUUCCCACAACUGUAGCUGUAGUCUGCUCUGAUGAAGGAACUGAUAAACACAGGACUUACAUUGAAGUACAUACUCAGCAACAGAAAUCAGUAAUCCAAACGCGAGUGCAUCAAGAGCUUUUAUUAAAGUAUCAACGUGGUAGUGACAGCUAUGAAGGUGAUUACAGAUGUGAUACUGAUCCUUCGGACAAGUCUAUUCCUGGAAAAACGGUUCGAGAUUGUGUUCCUCCUCAUUCUUUUGAUGGGAUGAACAGUAUGCAAGAUUAUACUCAAAAAUCACUGCAGUCAGAGAGUUCAGGAUACUCUAGUGAAUCAUCUGCAAACAGAUAUCAAUCGGUGAGGCAAGUUGGUACUGGAGAUUUCUCGUUACCACAACAUCCAGGUACACAUUUUAUCUAUGUACAUUUGCUUUUGGUUGCGUCUGUGCCUCUCUUCUUCAAUCUCUUUUUUCCAACCAGCCUGUUGAGUUAUAGCUAGCACUAUAACAUAAGGCUAAACUACAGCAGGCAGCUAGGAGUGU
Messenger RNA from Corticium candelabrum, 931 nucleotides. RefSeq lists its product as uncharacterized. The transcript is spliced from 5 exons. Bases 1 to 888 code for a protein of 295 amino acids. Lineage: Eukaryota; Metazoa; Porifera; Homoscleromorpha; Homosclerophorida; Plakinidae. The record is from RefSeq and is a predicted model, not a curated record.